CACACUGACCCUCUGGCCCAACAGAUUACGCGAUUUAUAUUUUUUAUUUAACUUUAACUGUAACUGGCCGUGGCACCCACAAAUCCAAUAGUCAGUCAUGCACAAGGUGAUAAGGCAAAUGUCGCAGCUGCGGCUGCAAGCGGUGCCUAGCUCAACGUUACUCAAGACGACUGCUUCCUCCAUACCACCUGCCACUCACCACAGCCUGCACACGGCCGCCGGAGCUGGUGGAGCAUUGUGUGCCAAUUGGAACAAACACAAUUUUGGGCCACGCAAAUGGCUGGUGUAUAACAAGACAGUGCAUCCACCCCAGCAGCCGGAGGAAGAGCCACGCAAGGCGUACGUGUGUCACAUGCGCAACAAUAUCAAAUAUAGCCCGGACAAGAUGUGGUACAUAGCGGCAUUUGUGCGCGGCAUGUCCGUCGACGAGGCCCUCAAGCAGCUGAACUUUGUGCUCAAGAAAGGAGCCACCGAUGUGAAGGAGACCAUACUGGAGGCCCAAGAGAUGGCCGUGCAGCGACACAAUGUGGAGUACAAAAGCAAUCUGUGGAUAGCCGAAUCUUUUGUGGGCAAGGGACGUGUAUUCAAGGGAAUGCGACGACAUGCGCGCGGUCGCUUUGGCCAGGUGGAGUACAAGCAUUGCCACUACUUUGUGAGGCUGGAGGAGGGACAGCCGCCACAGCACUACUACCAAGAGCCACAAACACCCGAACAGCAGUAUGAGCAUUGGCUGGAACAGAUGCGCAGCCGAAAGGUUAUCAAUUCCCUGUAAUGUAAUGUACAACACGCGCCCCCCCCCCCACUUUCGACUUCUUCCUCAAUAGCAUUUUUU
Drosophila guanche is the source of this 832-nucleotide messenger RNA. It is a transcript of the gene mRpL22, whose product is annotated as 39S ribosomal protein L22, mitochondrial. Gene Ontology annotation, biological process: translation; ribosome assembly. Gene Ontology annotation, molecular function: structural constituent of ribosome. The record is from RefSeq and is a predicted model, not a curated record. The transcript has 3 exons. Gene Ontology annotation, cellular component: ribosome; mitochondrial large ribosomal subunit. The coding region runs from base 98 to 772 and encodes 224 amino acids. NCBI's taxonomy places the organism in Eukaryota, Metazoa, Arthropoda, Insecta, Diptera, Drosophilidae.